This is a messenger RNA of Cottoperca gobio, 4105 nucleotides long. RefSeq names its product hyaluronidase 2b (gene hyal2b). Gene Ontology annotation, biological process: carbohydrate metabolic process; hyaluronan catabolic process. Gene Ontology annotation, molecular function: hyaluronoglucuronidase activity; hyalurononglucosaminidase activity. Lineage: Eukaryota; Metazoa; Chordata; Actinopteri; Perciformes; Bovichtidae. The coding region runs from base 1 to 1431 and encodes 476 amino acids. The record is from RefSeq and is a predicted model, not a curated record. Gene Ontology annotation, cellular component: cytoplasmic vesicle. The transcript is spliced from 3 exons.
AUGGAGGCUUUAUUUCAGUCUCUCUUCACCGCAGCUGGCCAGCUGCCUUGGUUGCUGCUGACUCUGUUAACAUCAUGGACAGUCUUGUGUUCAGCCGAUAUAAAGCAGACAAGGUGGCCAUUAUAUUCCCAGACACCAGUUCUUCUUGCUUGGAAUGCCCCAACACAGGAGUGCGCCCCGCGAUAUGGCGUAACUUUAUCUCUGGACCAGUUUGACAUUGUGGCAUCCCCCAAUGAGGGCUUUGUCCGGCAGAACCUCACAAUUUUCUAUAAGGAGCGCCUUGGGUUGUAUCCCUAUUAUGAGCAUGGUGGCAUUGCAGUGAAUGGAGGCCUUCCACAACUUGCCAGCCUCACUCAGCACUAUGAAAAGAUGCCUGAAGGUUUGCAAAAAUAUAUACGUGAGCCUGAGGCAAAAGGUUUGGCUGUAAUUGACUGGGAGGAGUGGCGCCCAUUGUGGAUCCGAAAUUGGGAUAUUAAAGAUAUCUAUCGGAAUAAAUCCCGUGAGAUGGUUGCCAAAAAGAACCCAAAGUGGACCCCGGAACAAGUGGGGAAAGUUGCACAGCAGGAGUUUGAGCUUUCAGCUCGCAAAUUUAUGCUGGAGACUCUGAAACUUGCCAAAAAUAUGAGGCCCAAUCAACUGUGGGGCUUCUACCUGUUUCCAGAUUGUUACAACCAUGACUACAGGAGUGGCCUGAAGAACUACACAGGCCGCUGUCCUGUUGUGGAAAUGACCCGCAAUGAUCAACUUAACUGGUUGUGGAUGGAGUGUACAGCGUUCUUCCCGUCUAUAUACAUGGGUUCUGUACUAAGCUCUACAAAUGAUGGACGCCUCUUUGUCCGAAACAGGGUAAAGGAGGCGAUGCGCCUGGCAUCUGUUGGGGAUGGAUUAGCACGGCCUGUUUUUGUAUAUACCCGCCCUACUACUAUGAAUCAGAUGACGUUCCUAACUCAGACAGAUUUGGUCUCCACCAUCGGUGAGAGUGUUGCACUCGGAGCUGCAGGUGUAAUCUUCUGGGCUGACACAUCCUAUGCAAGCAGCACUGCCAGCUGCACCAUCCUAAACGAGUAUCUUCAGGGACAGCUGGGCCGGUACCUCCUCAAUGUGACUACUGCAGCAGAACAGUGCAGUCAGGUUUUGUGUAAAUCCCACGGCCGCUGUCUGCGCAGAAUAUCAGACAAUGACGUGUACCUGCAUCUCAGCCCCUUAACACACAGCAUCACCAGUCAGGGUGGCAAGCUGAAGGUUACAGGCGUGCCUGGCCAAGCCGAGUUGGCUCUUUUCCACACACACUUCCACUGCCAAUGCUACAGUGGGUACAGGGGUGAGGCCUGUGCUGAGAAAGAAAAAGGGCAGAAUAGAGCUUCCUCUGUUUUAGGGACUUGGCCUCUUUGCCUUUUACUCCCAAUAGGACUCGUCACUCUACUACACUGAGGAAACUGAGAAGCCCAAAAAUAUUCACAGCUUCUGCCAGCUCUGAAAUAGACAGUUCAGACUUCUCAUUAAAUAGGUGGUAACUUAAUGUGCACUAGUGAUGCUGAUGCAUUGACAACAGAAGAACCAUCGAACCGGAAUAUUUGUGUCUUAACAAGCUGCACUGACAGAGUUUGAACCUCAGGACCGCCUCCUGGAACUGAUGUCCAUCCAUCAAUAUUGUAACUGGUCUUUAACUAAUAUCAAGUAUGUCAAAAGUCAGAACUAUAUCUCGAAGGCCUCUGCUAUGCUCCAGAUGAGGAGAUUACUGUAUACCAUCACUCCACAUUGAAUGGGACUAUAAUGUAUUUGAGUGACUGUUCCCACAAAGUAUGAAAUGCCUUUUGAAAAAAAAAUAUUGCUUAAUCUUAAUGUUUAAAAAAAAAUAGAACGAUAGAACAGCAUGAAGCUUUAACAAAAAAGUGGAAGUUGUUGCAUCACAUCAGAACAACAUUUAGGUAUUCUGCAUUUGCAUUUUGCAAACUGCCCACUUCAAACGUUCUAGUUUCUAUCUGUUGAUGGACCAUGCUGAGUUAGUCUUAUGAAUGAAAUGUAAAUAGUCAAUUAUGCCAGACGGUGAUAAAUUAUGAGAAAUGGAGCCUUACAUCUCUUUGGUUAUCUUGGGCCUAUAGAAACUACAUGGCUGGACCUGCCUGUUUCAGUUCAAUACUGUGCCUUAACUGGGUUAUGAAGUACUCUUUUUUAUGGUUGCCUUUGUUUACAAGUUGUGACUAAUGAGGUUUUUACAGCAGUGUUGAUCUCAGCCCUCUGCUGGGCCCAGUGCUUUAUACUGAUAUGAACCCCAUAUGCAUAACCAGCUUUCAUUUUAAUUAACAAGGAAAAUGUAUAUAAAAGGAAAGGGCGAAUAGACCUGUUGACGCAGAAAAGAAAAUAUACAUUUUAUUUACAUGCAAAUUGUGUCUUCUGAUUUACAUGGAUAUCACUGUGAAAACAAGUUAUGGAUUUUCAUGCCAAAAAAAGUACAAUUUUAGCAUCCAUUACAGGAAAUGUAACUUGACAAAUGUUGUUAAUUUUCAUGAAAACAGACAGAUACACAAUUAGAGAACUGAUCAUGGCAGAUGGUUCCAGAUAUGCUGGUAUUGGUGUAUCUGUAGGCUUAGUAAGUAAGAAGACAAUUUAGGACAUAAAUGCCAAAAAUGUGUUUAUUUUUUCAUUAUCAAAUGGUACGUUCAGUACAUGUCUUGGCCACAAAUCUUUCAUAUGUAAGGGAUCCUUUUGAACAUGUUUGUGUUUAUGUAAAUAAUAAUAAUAUUUGGCUCUCAAAUAUUGAUAUCAGCCUUGGAAAUCCAGUAUUGCUCUGGCUCUAUACACAAUUUUUUGGGUUUUUUUAAAUGUGUAGUUUUUGUAAUUGUGCUUGCACAGCGGCUUGUGUCAUGGUUCCUGCCAGGGACACUGUUGAGAGCAACUACUGUAGGUACAUCAUCAUAUUAGUUAAGUGCCAUGUAAAUAUAUUUUCUAGACUGAAGAUAGCUGAGCAGUUUCAUAUUUAUACAGUAGACUCUGUAUGUAUUCUCCAUGGCACUGCCUCAGAAAAUAAUUUAGCUACCUAAAAUGAGUUAUGAUACUAGAUGGUAGGUUGUGCUAUUUUCCAUAAACCAAAUACUAUUGCAUUUUUUAAAUACUGCACUUUAACUACUUUUGUGUUGAGGUGGAUCUGGCUUAUUUUCAUGCAAGUUGAUACUUCUUAAUUUCUCCAUUUGAUGUGUCAUGUUAGACACUUUUUCCACUGUGAAUCUUGUCUAAAGGAAAUGCUUCUAUGAUUGUUAUACCUUCCUUGGUUUUCAAAUCGGUUGCACUCAGAGAGAGCAGACCUCCGCCAAGGCUAUGCCCUAUCUCCCAAUGUUAAGUGUAAAUGUAAAGUGAAAACAUAAUUUGUGUAUCCGCCCUGUGAUUGGAUCUGCUGCAAAAUGUAAUGGGUUCUUCCUUGGCCCAUGCUACACCUUUCCACCAAGUUUCAUGAAAAUCAGGCCAGUAAUCUUCUGUAAUCCUGUUGCCAAACAAACAAACCAAACUGAACACAUAACCUCCUUGGUGGUGGUAAUCUAAGGUAUAUUUGUCAUUAACUUUAAAUAGGACUUAUUUGAGAUGAGUAAUUAUCAAUUAUUACCAGUGAUUGACAUUACAAGGCAUAGAUAACCUAACUUAAGUUCACACUAUAAUAGGAUGUGUGCUGCAAUGGAUUAUUUUACUCAAGCAAGUUUCCUGUCUCUGUGAAAUCAGUGGCUGCCUGGAGGCUACACUUAUCAAAAAUCUAAAACUAUUAAUGUGUAAUCUUCCUUUUACUUUUGUACAACUCCACCUCUCUGUUAUAGAGGCAGCUUCAGUGUUAAUCAGGAAAGUAUCUUCAUUUACAAGCCUUAUUUUGCCUUAUAUGUAUUGAUGUCAUUGUUUAAAACCAAAUCUAAAAAUCUAAAAUUCAUGUAUUUGAAAACAUGUCAUGCUCACUUUUUACAUCAGAUAAUUUAAUUAUUAAGAGGAAUUUGAAUGUAUUUUUUUUUCUAUUUUUGUUAUUUUCUGGAGACUAUAGUCUACUGUGAUUCCAUCCAUUUAACAAUAUGUUUAUUAUGUUUACUCUCUGUACAAAAAUAUUAAAAAAUUGAAAAUAAAGCAGUGG